Paramecium pentaurelia is the source of this 547-nucleotide messenger RNA. Lineage: Eukaryota; Ciliophora; Oligohymenophorea; Peniculida; Parameciidae. The record is from the annotation of a GenBank genome assembly.
AUGUAAACUCAUCAGUUACCAUCUUGUGUUAGUCCAAGAAAUUUCACAAAUUACAUCUCUAAUGGAACUGGUUUUAUAAUAUAAUGAUAAUUUCUUAGGAAGAGACUAUUAUGUUGUUUAUUAUAAUGGAGGUUUGGCAAAAAAUACUCAAGUUCAUGAGGAAGGAUGUUAUGAUAGAAGAAGGUUUUUAAGUGGUGAAUAUUAGAGUAAAGGAUUGCCAUCACUAUCUCCAAAAUUUUAACAUUAUUAAGGAGAUGGAACUGGAAGAGAUUUUUACAUAAAGUACUUGUUAUUUAAGAAGUUAAGAAUUAAUGAAGGAGGGUAGUUUUCUAGUUUGAAGAAGCAUAAUCAUUUGGCAAAUUUGAGAUCUUAUGAUAAAAUUCCAUAAGAAUUUAGAUCGAAUGAUUUUCUUAGGGCACCUUAAAUGUCUGUCAAAGAGAAAUUAAAAAUGAGAUAGUUAUCACAGUAGAUUGAAAUUAAAUUAAAAAUAGGAAACAGAAAGAGGUUUUAGAGAGACUAUGUUCACCAAAGAAUAAACCAAAUUGAU